Odobenus rosmarus divergens (Pacific walrus) is the source of this 2392-nucleotide messenger RNA. It is a transcript of the gene ABHD12B, whose product is annotated as abhydrolase domain containing 12B. The coding region runs from base 6 to 1046 and encodes 346 amino acids. Lineage: Eukaryota; Metazoa; Chordata; Mammalia; Carnivora; Odobenidae. Gene Ontology annotation, molecular function: monoacylglycerol lipase activity; phosphatidylcholine lysophospholipase A1 activity. The transcript has 13 exons. The record is from RefSeq and is a predicted model, not a curated record. Gene Ontology annotation, biological process: phosphatidylserine catabolic process; monoacylglycerol catabolic process. Gene Ontology annotation, cellular component: endoplasmic reticulum membrane.
UGGAGAUGGACACGCAGGACUGUGUGGCGUCCUGGUGGGACAUGGUGGUGCGGAACCUGCGAUCUUUUCCACAUUCCUGUUCAACACUCGGAAGAAAGAUUGCCUCUCUGUACAACAGCUUUACUAGUAAACCAUUAAAAGAACACAUUUUUCCUCCUCUGAUGAAUAUGCUAAUAUUUUUUAAUUUUUUCAAAGCACCAUUUCUUGUGGAUUUAAAGAAACCGGAGUUAAAGAUUCCUCACACGGUGAACCUGUAUGUCAGAGUUGAACCUGGGGUGAUUCUGGGAAUCUGGCACACGGUUCCCAGCUGCCGGGGGGAAGAUGCUAAGGAGAAGGACCGUGGCUGGUAUGAAGCAGCCCUUCAUGACGGCAACCCAAUUAUUGUUUAUCUUCACGGCAGCGCAGAACACAGGGCAGCUCCUCACAGACUUGAGCUAGUAAAGAUGCUGAGCGAUGGUGGCUUUCAUGUCCUGUCUGUGGACUACAGAGGGUACGGGGACUCUACGGGUGAGCCCACAGAAGAGGGGCUGACCGCAGAUGCUGUUUGUGUCUAUGAGUGGACCAAGGCGAGAAGUGGUACCACGCCUGUGUGUCUCUGGGGCCACUCUCUGGGUACAGGAGUUGCAACAAAUGCUGCAAAAGCACUAGAAGAGAAAGGAUUCCCAGUUGAUGCUAUUAUCCUGGAGGCUCCAUUUACCAACAUAUGGGUUGCAAGUAUUAAUUAUCCCUUGCUAAAGAUUUACCGGAAACUUCCAGGAUUUUUACGUGCGCUUAUGGAUGCCCUGAGAAAAGACAAAAUAGUCUUCCCUAAUGAUGAAAAUGUUAAAUUCCUGUCUUCUCCCCUCCUCAUCAUACACGGUGAGGAUGACAGCACGGUGCCUUUGGAGUUUGGCAAAAAGCUCUAUGAAAUUGCACACAAUGCAUAUAGGAACAAAGAGAGGGUCAAGAUGGUGACCUUUCCCCCUGGUUUCCAACACAACUUCCUCUGUAGAAGCCCCACACUAAUAAACACUGUGAGAGAUUUCCUGAGCGAGCAGUGGGCAUGAGGUCUGAGAGUAACAGAAAUCUGAAGUGAAGACUUGGUCCAGACACCACCCUAGAUGCAUAUUUUUCAUGUAAAAUUGUACUGGGCUGCUGGGAUGAGCUGAAGUCACUGACAUUUCUACAAUUCACUUGCCAUUUUAGUAAGGGAAGGCAUGGAUGUUGGGCAUUAUUGAAAGUUGUCAUUUAGCUUAUCAUAGUCUACUUUGUGGAACAAACUGAAACCUCAUUGUAGAGUAUCAGAAUUUGGUAAAAUUUGGAUCCCAUCUAAAAAUGUGUGGUUACCAAACAUGCUGGGGAUAUUUGUGAAUAAGGUCGUCUUUGGUUGGGACUUAACAGUAUAAGAAAGGUACUCUAAUGUAGUUAAGUAAUUUGUGUUUCAGUUUAGUUAAUUUAAAUGGCAUUAAAAAGUUCCAAGUAUUUUCUAGCUUUUUGAAUAGCCCUAGAGAAAGUCCUAGCACGCUACUCAAUCUGCCAUCAAAUAACAAGUUUUGGCACUCAUGUAGCCCUUGUAAAUUGGCACUUUAUUUUUAGCCCUAAUACAGUCAUACACUUUCCCUCCUAAUUCCCAGAAAUUCUUAACUAGAUUAUUAGCUAACAAAACAAAACAAAAUCAAAGAAUGUUGUAAAAGUUUUUAAAUCCAGUAAGAAGUUAUUUUUUUUUCUAGAGACAUUUUACAACUUACUUUCCACUGGCUUUGUUCACCCCAUUGCUAGAUUCACUGGAUAGGGAAAUCUUGAGAUCUGAAGGCUCCAUGUUCCAGAUGUCCCUGGCAUAUUCCUUAAUUGUUCGGUCACUAGAGAAUUUCCCUGCAGCAGCUAUAUUUUUGAGUACCAUUGUGUUCCAGGCCUUUGGAUUCUGUAAAGAACACACAUAUAUAUGGCCCACAGCCCGAGUGCCCAUCGAACUUUAUGACAAAUGCCAGGCCAAGCACAUCCAAGCACACUUGCAGGGGAAAAAUGACAGGAGUAAGUUGUAGUGAAUCAUAAAUACAUUUGUUUCACAGCUGAGAGCUAGAUAGGGCAGAUCAUGCUUUUCUUCUGUUUAGAGUAUAUUUCUCUUAAGAAUGAAAAAAAGUAUUUUUCAUUUUAAGAGAAACCAUGGAUGUAAAUUCCCUAAUUGGUAAUUGUUGCUAUGGUUACAAUAUUUUGGCAUGCAAGCCAUAUUUCCCAUGCUUUAUUUUUUAUUUCACAUCCCUUUAAUUAGAGGGGAAGGAAGGGACUAACGUUCAUUGUCUGCUAGAUGCUGUGUCAAGAGAUUUAACCUGUGGCUUAGAUCAUAGUUUGAAAAACACUACUCUAGAAUGUUAGCUGUUGUGCAGGGAAACAAUGUAAUGGGACAAUUUAUUGA